AACUGCGGUAGAAGACACCACUUUCGUCAAUGGCAGACAUUCAAAUGAGAAGAGCAUCAAUGCUUCACCAGCUAUUGUCAUUGACAUUUGGUUUCCCACGGCAAAGACACAGUGCGGUACAAACGUGAUCUCGCACCCCCACUCUUUCCCACAAUGUCACUCAGCAAAUAUUGUCUUUUGUUGUGAUUUGACUCCAGUCACAGAGCCGUGCUCUCAUCUCGCAAUGUAUCGCGCAGCCGUUGUAUGUCAUGGCUGAAUCUGCCGGAGAUCCCUCCACAGCGACCAAAGUGCGCAACGAGCGUCCCUUCCUUUAUCCGUGGAACCGCCGUCUGCGUCAUUGGCAUGGUGUCUCACUGCGCAAUCUUCAUGUGACGGCUCCGACCCCACGAAAGAAUACAAAGACAUCAACAGACGAUGAGGCUCCCUACAACCUCACCUCGCCUGCGAAACGAGCCCUGGAGGACGACGUAAAGCCUCUGUCCCAGUCGCGCUCCUUCACCGAUUUGUCGACCGCGAAUGAUGGCCAACCUACGCCCGGCAUUUUUCACAAGGCCGCCACUUCCUAUGCGGCAGAUGGAAAACAAUCCAGUCGGCCGGCGGCGGGCCGGUUGCGCAGGAGAAGCACACUGCAUUGGAGCUCGGCAAGCCCACUGGCGCGUCAGUCGAAACUCGAAGACAUGGUUGUGAACCGCCUGGCUGAUACCUGGGUGUCCAUACACUGUCCAGGUGUUGAGGAACCCAUCUACAUAAGCGAGGUAAUUGAGCGCUCCAUGAAUCCGAGCUUUGCCUCCUUUGACUUAGACGGCACCGGUCCUCAAGCGACUCGGUCGGAUGAAGCUACCAUUCGAGUUUGGGCCAAGAGCGCUGGUGCGGAGGAAUAUUGCCUACUUGUUGAUUUCGAGUUCAAUCUGAGGUCGCUGCAAUUCGUCGGUCGCAACCUCGAGAACUUCCAUCAUCCACUACCACAAAACUGCAUCUUGCUCCACCUAUCCGAUGGGAUAUACACCAGCUUUACCGAUCUGCCUCCGGACUCGCAUCCAGAGAUUGAACAUUCGGUCGACCACAAGGCUGGUUCGAACAAGCCAGGUUCUACAUUCGAUUCCCUCAUGCAACUUGCCAACCUGGAAGAGUGCAUUCAAGACGCUGUUAAGGUCAGAUCGCAGCUAGAAGAUGAUAUCAACAAGCUGAUCGCCGAUGCUCACCUUCUCGAGGUGGGAGACGAGGUAGGUGCUGAACUCGAUGACGAUGACCCUCAGAUUCAGCCAGCUUUGACAGCCGAACAAAAACAUUUACGGCAAUUGACUAAACGACGCGACGAGCUGAGAGACUCUUUGGACGAGCGACGGCGGCUCCUUGCAGAAUGUCGUGAAGCUGAAGUGAAGACCCAAGCGCUCGUGGACGAGAGAACCAAAGAUUGCAAAGACGUGCAGACCCAAAUAGACCAGGUGGAAAAGGAUACCAACGGUCAGAUACGACGAAUAUGCGAGACCAUCCUCGCCAUCUUUCCGAUCGAACCAGUCAAAGGACGAACUCUACAAUUUACCAUUCGGGGAAUUCACCUUCCUAAUUCUGUCUACAACGACACGAAUCGAGACGAGAUAGCUGCCGCUUUGGGAUUCACGGCACAGGUGGUCUAUCAACUGGCACUUUAUCUGUCUAUACCCUUGCCGUACCCAAUCGAGCCAUAUGGUUCUGCAUCUUUCGUUUCCGACCCGAUAUCGAUUGGACUGAGUCAGCGGAGGUAUCCUCUCCAUCCAACAACAGUACCAUACAAAUUUGAAUACGGGGUCUUUCUUCUCAACAAGGAUAUCGAAUUCCUUAUGAACCGAGUAGGGUUACGUGUGUUGGACAUUCGCCAUACCUUACCCAACCUCAAAUAUCUGCUGUAUGUGCUGACGGCUGGUACGGGCGAGUUGCCGGCUCGUAAGGCUGGAGGUGUCCGAGGUCUGAUCGCCGGCCGCAUGAGUAUGGACAUGUCGCGAAGGACAAGUGAAGACAGCGUGCAGAGUCUUCCAGCAUCGCUGAGACGACACGUAGCCGACACAAGGACGAAUGGAGGCCUUGUUUCCAGCAAGGAGAAAGAGAUUGACGAUCCUUUUGUGUCGGUUUCCCCAGGUACUGGCCUGCCGUACCAACAAGGUCUCCCAUGAAUUUCAGCGAGAUGGAAUGAUUCAUUGAAACAAUGGAAAACAUUCCUCAAAUCACAAUUGACACGUAUGCUGCCUUCGUUCCC
Messenger RNA from Exophiala viscosa, 2233 nucleotides. RefSeq names its product UV radiation resistance protein and autophagy-related subunit 14-domain-containing protein. Gene Ontology annotation, biological process: SNARE complex assembly. Gene Ontology annotation, cellular component: lytic vacuole; endosome. The transcript has 2 exons. Bases 249 to 2150 code for a protein of 633 amino acids. Gene Ontology annotation, molecular function: SNARE binding. The record is from RefSeq and is a predicted model, not a curated record. Lineage: Eukaryota; Fungi; Ascomycota; Eurotiomycetes; Chaetothyriales; Herpotrichiellaceae.